Messenger RNA from Hermetia illucens (black soldier fly), 3401 nucleotides. It is a transcript of the gene prom, whose product is annotated as prominin-1-A. Lineage: Eukaryota; Metazoa; Arthropoda; Insecta; Diptera; Stratiomyidae. The record is from RefSeq and is a predicted model, not a curated record. The transcript has 16 exons. Bases 681 to 3335 code for a protein of 884 amino acids. Gene Ontology annotation, cellular component: membrane.
CACAUACGGACAGAAUGCCAAUCUAAAUUCAUUGCACCUAUGCCUCUGGGGACUUCGUCAAAUAUUCCCUCUUAGUCGCCGCGUUUUGUUAAAUGAGUUCGAAUGAAUUUUUUGAAGAUAAAGUGUCUAUUUAAUUGAGUAUCUAAUUUAUAAAGAAUUUUAUCUAAAUCGGUGCAAUAAUAUUUCUGAAAUUGAAGUGAACUGGAAAAAUGUUGGUUACGAAACCCUCGGAAAGCCUUAACAGUAGUGAAAACCAGAUUGAUUCAAAUUGAAUUUCCACAGAAAAUAACUAUUAUUACUUAAUAAUAAAAAAAAAAUUAAAAUAAAUAAAUGGAAACAAAAAUAAAUAGAUACAGUGAAAGAAAAUAAUAAUUUCUUUGGUCCCCAACAAAAGAGUGAAACUAACUUCAUCUGAUAAGGUGCAACCAGGUCGAAACAAAGUCUCUGAGUGACUCCAAACAAAAACGGAUUAUGAACAUUAGUCAUGUGAAAUGUCGAUAGUAAUGUUCGCGGAAAUAGAAAAACUCUUAAGUUAAUUAGUGAAGGAGCUUAGCACCACGGAGUGACAAAAUAUGAUGAAAAGUGCGUGCUUACGGGUCUGAUACUGACAGAUAAAAACGUACAAGUACAAUGAGCUAACUGGCACAACGACAGAUUUUAGGAGUCAUUAUUAUAUUAAAAUGCAUUCAGACGACCCACAGGAUUUGUCCGAAUUGAGUCCAGAAACGAUUAACUACGCCACACCACGAUUCGGAUUCGAUCAAGGACCAUUUGCAUUUACGUACGUCAGUUUCUUUUUAUCGUUCAUCACACCACAAGAAAUACCGCUUCCACUCGUCCAUGAUGUUAUCCAUUCCAACAUUUCAUUUGAGGAGUUUCUUGGAAAGGCGGCCAAAAUCGAAGCAGGAUUCUUGGCUGUUAUGACAUUUCUCAUAACAUUAGCACUCAUGCCUCUGGUAUUCACUAUAUCAUGGUGUUGUCGAAGAAAACCACCGGUUGAAGAAGCCGAGGAGAGCGAGGAGCCAGUAAUUCUUCUCGACGAUUCCGUGGAAACCGUGCUGACAUGCCGAAAACGGACAUCAAUUGCAAUCAUUUUCAUAAUUUUUUUACUACUAUUAUCAUGCGACGUAACCAUGAUGAUGACUAAUCAACGAUUCGAACAUACACUUGAUUCUGGGCCUGAUCUAAUAAAAUCCUCAAUAAGCGAUGUUGAACUAUUUUUGAAAGAUACUCACGUACAAAUUACAAAAUCCUUAGAUAGUGGUUUUGAUACAGCUAUUAAAAGUAUAAUCAACGAUUUAGAAGACAUCGACAUUCUACUAGGUGAACCGAUUCGGGCAGAUGUAGCUGCAAGCACUGGGAUAGAACUCGCGUUUCACACUUUAUCUGCCAUCACUCAAUCAAACUCCGAAAUAAUAAGUCGAAUAACAAAAUUACAAAAUGCCGUUAAAAACUCCCUAAAUAUCUCGGAAAUCGCAAAAGAAGAAAUGGAGGACCUUCAAAUUGGACUAUCGAUUCUGCAGAGACAAUGCACGAUACGGGAUCGCCCACUUUGCAACACGUUACGGAUACGUGGAUUCGAGGAGAAUCGAAUUAUUGAAGUGCUAAAAACCCUCCAAGAGGACCAGGGCAUCCUGCAAAUGCGAUACCUUGGCGAGAUGGAACUUGAUGGUGCCGUGAAAAAUCUAACAGUUGAAGUUGGCGUAUCAAAAUCUCUAUUUGGCAAUUUUCCAGUACAAGUGAAAAAGGACACGCUGACGCAGCGGAAUAAGACCAUCGAGCAGUUGGAGUUAAUUAAGAGCCGAACGACCACAAUGUCGCAAAUGCUGACGCAUACCAUAACAUCCCUUCUGGACCAGCUCACAGGAACCUGGGAGUCCAUCGAACCAAUCUACAACGUAGCUUUGCAUGUGUCCGCGUUCCUGUGGGGCCUCUCAUGGACUACAUCUAUCGGGAUAGCCUUCAUCCUGUUCUUCAUGUUCGCAUCUUUGACCUGCAAUUUAUGCAAUUCAAAUGUUAAGGCUGCCGUCCUUCUAGUCACGUGCGUUUGCCUUAUUUGCCUCGCGAGUUUCUUUGUCCUGCUGUUUGCCUUUUUCUCCCUAACAAUAGGCGGAAAUGGGGAGGUGAUUAUAUGCAGGACUUUGUACGGCUAUGGAGAUGUAGAUGGAGAGCAAUAUGACACGCUGGGAAAAUUGUUUGAUAGGCCAGGAUAUUUUUAUGAGCACGAACCGAAGGACGGUAUUUUGGGGGAGCUGUUACGGCCACCUGGAAGCAACGUGUCUAUUGUAAAUGUUUCACUGGCGUCGGCUAUUGAAAAAUGCGAGCAGAAUCAGUCCUCCUACCGAGUAUUCCAGCUCGACAAAUUCGUCAAUAAAACACAAAUAGCUGACCUCAAACAAUACCCAAAGCUCAAUGGAGCCAUCAAUUCAAUUCACGUGUCAGAAGAGAAUCUUCUGCUCCUCACCAAAAACAUUCAGAACAUCCUGGAACACAUGCUGGAAACGGCCGACCUCAAUCUCACAGCCUAUCGGAAUUCGAUUAACCAACCAACACCGGAAAAGGAUUUGGGCACAUUUAUCGAUCAAAUGCAACGUGUUGCGCUCCAAAUUCAGGACGUUACCACCUCGAAUCGGAUGUCAACACUUGAUACGCGAGCAAAAACACUUCAGGUUGGUGUUUUGCAACCACUGGAAGGAUUAAGGAGCGAUAUCCUGUACCAGCUUACCGUUUUGGAAAUUGAAAAGAAUGCAUGGACCAAUCAGGUUAAUCAGACGCUGAACCACUUGAAAAGUGUGCAAAAGUAUCUGGAAAAGUCGGCAGCUGAAAUUUGUACGAACUACACGAAACUUUAUUUACAAAGGAUUAAAGAUUAUUUAACAGCGGAUGAACACAAAGUUUCAGUAACAUUGGAUGAUCCAAAGGCAACCUGUCGACCGCUAUUCAAUAUUUUCGAUGCUAAUCGAAAUUUUUUAUGUCGCUAUGGAUUCGAUUCGAUAAACGGAUUAUGGUUUUGUACAUUCUCAUGUUUGCUCCUGUGGUGCAUAGGGACACCAAUCGCACUAAAUAUCAUCACAAUUCAUACUAAAUUGAAAACAGAAACAGGACGUCGACAAACAGCAAGUCACUUGUAUGGGACACCGCCUGAUAGCCGGCUUAUAAACGAGCAGAGCAACUGGGGAGCAUCUAGCUCACAACGGCCAUCACAUAUGAGCAGGCAAGAUAGUGUCCGAAGUGUGAGAUGGGAGCAAGCGGAAAUAGUCUUCGACGAUGAAGAUGACGAACCACCCUCCAUGCAACGGAAUCCCAUCGGCAGAAGUAACGACAAUUCAUUUUGAAUAGAUUAGUUAAUCGAAUUAAAAUAAGUCAAUCAAUGUAACAACUAAUAAAAUAAUCUGAUUAAA